Messenger RNA from Malassezia japonica, 2142 nucleotides. Its product is annotated as primary-amine oxidase. Bases 1 to 2142 code for a protein of 713 amino acids. The record is from RefSeq and is a predicted model, not a curated record. Gene Ontology annotation, molecular function: quinone binding; primary methylamine oxidase activity; copper ion binding. Gene Ontology annotation, biological process: amine metabolic process. NCBI's taxonomy places the organism in Eukaryota, Fungi, Basidiomycota, Malasseziomycetes, Malasseziales, Malasseziaceae. The transcript has a single exon.
AUGUCCCCUGUUACUGUUGACCCUGCGCAUCCCGCGCCCGCAGUUCAUCCUCUUGAUCCCGCAACGGCCGAAGAACUCGAGGAGGCGGUCGCUCUUGUCUCCACAAAGUUUAAUGACGAGCCGCUCUUUUUCCAUGCGGGCGGCCUCGCUGAGCCGCCCAAGCCUAUCCUGCGCAAGUACCUCCGCGCUGAGCGUAGCGGCCAGCUGAUUGCUCCUCCCCCGCGUCGCAUGUCGCUCAUGUUUUAUAUUGCCAAGACCCCGCGGCUAUUCGAAGCUACAGUGGAUGUCACGAACAAGAACGUCGACGAGUUCACCGAGCUUCCGCGGACCAAGAUGGCGCCUUUGAACCCUGAAGAAGUGAACACAAUUUGCGACUUGGUGUACAACUCCGACGAGCUCAAGAAGGAGGCCGAGCGUCUGAAUAUCCCGCUAAGCCAUAUUGUGGCCGAGCCGUGGGACUUUGCUCGUGAUGCGGAAAACGAGCACGACCGGAAGGCUCAAGUUUUCUUUUUCAUGCGCGAUCUGGAGUCGGAGGAUCUGGAUGCGAACCCCUAUGCGUACCCUCUGGACUUUUUGAUGAUUAUUGAUCUGAACACGGACCAAGACAAGAUUUCCAGUGUGCCUCGCCUCCCGCUGGGCGUGAGCACCAAGGGCGACGACGAGCCGAAGGAUGGAUUCAAGUUUGGAAAGCCCAAGGCUCCAGAAUACGCCCACCACCUGCAAAAGGAGAAGGCUCGGACUUCGCUGAAGCCACUUCGCGUGGUUCAGCCGGAAGGCCCGAGUUUCUCGGUGGACGGCUAUCUGAUCGAGUGGGAAAAGUGGCGUUUCCGUAUCGGCUUCAACUGGCGCGAAGGCCUUGUCUUGUAUGAUAUUACUUUCGACGGCCGUGAAGUAUUCCACCGUAUCUCGCUUUCCGAGAUGGUGGUGCCGUACGGUGAGCCCCGUGCUCCAUUGCACCGCAAGAAUGCAUUUGAUCUCGGUAACCUGGGUGCUGGUUUCUGCGCCAACAACCUCGGCCUUGGCUGCGACUGUCUCGGUGUGAUUAAGUACUUUGAUGCCAACCUUCUCGGCUUUAAUGGUAAACCGUUCAAGACGGAAAAUGUCGUCUGCAUGCAUGAAAUCGAUGCCGGUAUCCAGUGGAAGCACACCAAUUGGCGUACAGGCAACGCUAGCGUCGUGCGUCGCCGUCAGCUGCAACUGCAGACGAUUAUCACGGUGGCGAACUACGAGUACUGCUUCUACUACAACUUCGACCAGAGCGGCGAGAUCAUGUUCGACGUACUUGCCACGGGUAUUCUCAGUACUACGCCUGUGGAUCCCGACAACAAGGACCCUUGUGAGUUUGGUACGCGUGUUGCGCAUGGUGUUCUGGGUCCCUAUCAUCAGCACAUUUUCAACCUGCGCAUUGAUCCCUGCGUCGAUGGUGAUGGCAACUCGCUCCAGAUUGUGGACAGCGUGCCGAUGCCCAGGGACGAAUUCAACCCUCACGGCAUUGGCUACCGCACCGAGAGCCGUGUCAUGAAAGAGUCGGGUACGGAAGAGAUUGACGUCGCCAAAGGACGUGUGUUCAAGAUUAUCAAUCCGAACAAGAUCAACCCUACUUCGCUGCAGCCUGUUGGAUACAAGCUGGUCCCAAUUCCAUCACAAAAGAUCUUGGCGCACCCUGACUCGUGGCAUGCUCGACGUUCCAAUUUUGGCGACGCGCCGAUCUGGGUGACCAAAUAUAACGAAGGUGAGCUGUUUGCUGCUGGAACCUAUACGAACCAAAACGAGGGUGAGGAGGGAAUCAAGUCCUGGGUUGAGCGUAAGGACAAUGUCGAAAAUGAUGACAUCGUCGUUUGGCACACUUUCUGCUUUACCCAUAACCCUCGCCCGGAGGACUUCCCUGUGAUGCCUGCUGAGGUGGCUCGCGUGAUGCUGAAACCUAACAGUUUCUUUGAAUACAAUCCCACGCUGGAUAUCCCGCCAAGCUCGCAGGCGUUUAACCAGAGCGUUCUGUAUGAUGACACGAAAGCAUCUCUGAAUGGUUAUGCGAAUGGUUACGCAAAUGGUCACGCGAACGGCCAUGCGGACGGCGUCAAUGGCGCGACGGAGGUAAUGGCCGGCUCUUCGCUCAAUGGCUCGUGCUGUGGCAAGACAUGA